AUGGCUUCUGCAACUGCUACUCUUUCCACUCUCUCUUCUUCUUUCCAAACCCAUUCUUCAAUUUCCCAAACCUCAACAAAAUCCCAUUUCUCCAUUUCUCCACGUUUUUCCUCUCAAUCUUACAACCUCUCUUUCCAAUCCACUUUCUCACAACGCUUCUCUCUAUUACCCAUUCCCAAAUCCACUGAAUCUUCACUUGCAGUCGUUGAGUCCGAGUCUGAAGUUUCUCCAACAGAGCCCGAGUCUGAUUCCACUCAAAUUGUCCAAUCUCCCCCGUGGGAGAAGGGUCUUUUCGCAGUUGUAAUGAUCGGUGGACGGCAAUAUAUUGUUCACCCUGGUCGCUGGCUUGUUGUUCAGAGACUCAAAGAUGUUAAGGUUAACGACAAGAUUGCCCUGCAUAAGGUCUUACUGGUUGGCACCGAUACGUCCUGCUACAUUGGGAGGCCGAUAGUAACAAAUGCGGCAGUAUAUGCGACAGUGGAAGAUCAGGGUUUAGACAGCAAAGUAGUUGUAUUCAAAUACAAAAGAAAGAAACACUAUCAAAGAACCAUCGGUCACAGACAGCCAAAUACACGCAUUCGGAUAAAUAGCAUUAUGGGCUAUGAGGACUACCCAAAAGUUACUAUGGAAAAUAUUAAUUUGGAAUCGUCAUGA
Molecule: messenger RNA, 654 nt
Organism: Lathyrus sativus (Indian pea)
Lineage: Eukaryota; Viridiplantae; Streptophyta; Magnoliopsida; Fabales; Fabaceae
Source: the annotation of a GenBank genome assembly